Aspergillus sclerotioniger CBS 115572 is the source of this 936-nucleotide messenger RNA. Its product is annotated as alpha/beta hydrolase. The record is from RefSeq and is a predicted model, not a curated record. NCBI's taxonomy places the organism in Eukaryota, Fungi, Ascomycota, Eurotiomycetes, Eurotiales, Aspergillaceae. Gene Ontology annotation, cellular component: membrane. The transcript is spliced from 4 exons. The coding region runs from base 1 to 936 and encodes 311 amino acids. Gene Ontology annotation, molecular function: palmitoyl-(protein) hydrolase activity.
AUGUCGGAGUCGCCGCCCCCACCGUCAUGGAGCAUGGCCAGCAUGGCCAACAGUGCAGUCCAGUUCUUGCGAUUGCCUGUCCUGGCAUCUUCUGGAUUAGCGGUUGUUGCCAGCGGUCUUUUGUAUUUCAAGCAAAAUGAGCUCAUUUAUCCUCGCAAUGUCCCCGUGGAUGCGCGCACCAAUGUUCCCAGACCACAGCAGUUCGGCCUCGCAGACUACGAAGAUCUCCAAAUCCCCACUCCGGACGGAGAGUCGUUACAUGGCCUGUUCAUCCGUCCUUCUCGCAAACGCACGGCCCAAGAUGUCACCGUGUUAAUGUUUCAUGGAAAUGCCGGCAACAUCGGCCACCGGAUCCCCAUCGCAAAGGUCCUACAAGAUAUUCUAGGUUGCAAUGUGUUGAUGCUGGAAUACCGUGGUUAUGGUCUGUCUACAGGUACACCGGAUGAGACGGGCUUGAAAGUCGAUGCGCAGACAGGGCUGGAUUACAUCCGACAACGGGCGGAAACCAAAGACAGCAAGAUUGUCGUGUAUGGUCAGAGUCUGGGCGGGGCGGUAGCGAUCAAUCUAGUCGCCAACAACCAAGACAAUGGUGCGAUCGCAGGUCUUAUCUUGGAGAACACAUUCUUGAGUAUUCGCAAAUUGAUCCCAAAUGUCUUCCCCCCUGCUCGUUACCUUGCCCGUUUUUGCCACCAGUAUUGGACCAGCGAGGACGUUCUGCCUAAGAUCACGCAGGUGCCUAUACUAUUCUUGAGUGGAUUGAGAGAUGAGCUAGUCCCUCCAUCCAAUAUGACACAGCUCUUCGCUGUCUGCAACUCCGAACGCAAGAUUUGGCGCACGCUUCCUAAUGGUGGUCACAAUGAUAGUGUUGCCGAACCUGGUUAUUUCGAACACAUCCACUCCUUUGUGAUGGAGGAAGUCCUUGCGAAGGGCCAAUGA